AUGACCACUUCCGUUUCCUCCCGCUUCUCCCCUCAUACCCUCCCCUCCUCCUACCCUCUGCGCCUACUCUCCUCCCCUCUUCCCUUCCCCUUCCCCCCGCUCACCAGCAGUACAGGAGCGCAGGGAGCAGAGCUACUGCAGUGCGAGGGGGGCAUACUGGCCAGCGAGGCUGUAGACCUCUUCCGGCGAUUCUACGAGCAAGGCAACCCCAACGGUCUCACCAAGGCCCCAUCGCCCCGUCAAGCCCGGGACGCCUGGGGCCAAGAUCACAACCUGAUGAGCCAGACCUGGUUUGGCUGCCGGCCGGCCUUCUCACGCUCAAUUCAAACUCUUGCUCACUUCGCAUCGCAUGCCUUUGCCGUGUCGUCCUUUCUCCGCUCUGCUGGUUGCUUUCAUGCUGCUCAGUGCUCGCGAUCCAAGCCUGUUGCAUCAAAUCACCCUGUUUGCCAGGCCAGGCCUAUGGCAGUUUCUCCCAACCUAGCAAAACACAGCUCGGCAGACUCAAUGGCUGCCACGGACACUGCUGCGGACGAGCUGGACGACGACGACAAUAGGGGUGGGAAGAGUGGGAAAGGGUGGGAGGGGUGGGAUGGGUGGGAAGGGUGGGGUGGGAGGGGCUGGAGUGGUGGGGGAGGUACGAUGGGUGAGAGAGGGAGGGAUGGGCAGGUGGGGUGGGAGGAUGUGGAGGGGUGGGAUGGGUGCGAUGGCAUGCGUCCAUAUCAUCUUCCAUUCUUUGGAAGCUUCAGUGUUCCAACUCCCUUCCUCACGGCGUGUUUCUUCCCCUCCUCCCCUCCCCACUUCCCCCCCUCCCCCCCUCCCCACCUUCCCCUCUACCCCCCCUCCCCCUCUCCCCCCCUUCCCCACUUCCCCCCCCCCAUCCCCCCCUUCCCCUCUUCCCCCCUCCGCCCCCAGGUCUCACCCGUGUGUUCUACGGCUGUCCCAACGACCGCUUCGGCGGCUGCGGAUCCGUGCUCUCAGUACACGCCAAAGGAUGCCGCCCCUGCCCGCCCUUGUAUGCUCUGCUGCAAUCUCUGCCUGCUCUCCCCCUUCCGCAACCCACUCCCGCCUCCGCUUUACGUUUUUCUUUCCCGCACCAACUCAUGCAAGGAGCUGACUGCAUGUGGACUUCCGUUUCCUCCCGCUUCUCCCCUCAUACCCUCCCCUCCUCCUACCCUCCGCGCCUACUCUCCUCCCCUCUUCCCUUCCCCUUCCCCCCGCUCACCAGCAGUACAGGAGCGCAUGGAGCAGAGCUACUGCAGUGCGAGGGGGGCAUACUGGCCAGCGAGGCUGUAG
Closterium sp. NIES-65 is the source of this 1293-nucleotide messenger RNA. The record is from the annotation of a GenBank genome assembly. Lineage: Eukaryota; Viridiplantae; Streptophyta; Zygnematophyceae; Desmidiales; Closteriaceae.